AUGUUGUUCUCCAACAGUGUCUGCGCCCUCGUGGCGGCCUUGUCGGCCCAGGCUCUGGCCAACAAAGAUAGCACCACUUGCUACACCGAGAUGACCUACAAGAGCCCUGGUCGACAGCCCGUGACUUCGUGGGUCACACACAAGACUCCUUGCACUAUCAAACAGACUCACACGGAGACCAAGACCAAGACCCCAACGUACACCAAGGUUGAAACAAAAUACAUCACAACCUAUGUCACUGAUCGCAACAAGUACACUUCCACCAAAUAUGUGACUGAGACCAAGGACACAAAGACAGUCACCGACACCAAGACGGACACUUCCACUGCAACCACUACAACAUCUGUGACUUCCACCUCGACGGUGCCAGCUCGAGCAGACUUCACGGCAGUCCAGGAGUCUGUGCCUGGCGCGACUAUUGAUGGCGAGGUUGGUGGGCCACCUGCGCCAGCAGCCAAGAGAUCAUCGGAUGAUCUUGAGGAGCGUUCUGACUACGGAGGCUGCAAGAAGUCGUACCCCAAGAAGGUUACAUGCCACAAAUAUACAAAGGACGGCAAGUGUGCCACGAAGAAGGUCACCACAACGAAGACCAUCCACGCGAAGACCAAGACAGUCCACGCAAAGACAACCAAGACCAAGACUGAAACCAAGUGCCCUGAAGCAAAGAAGACGAUCACUUCGACCGUCUACGAUGCAAAGACCACGACUAUCACAACAACCGCCUCGACAACCACUACCUCCACAGCUACAAGCGUCAUCGCAUCGACAACCGUCUAUGGCGAAUGUCUUUCGCCUUCCAACUACGCCAAUUACAUUGACGGAAACCCCAUCGUCCAGAACAGGGCCGAGCGCCCCGGUCUGGCUUUCGAGGAGGCGCUCGAAAUCGAAGACGCCUUCUCAUGCUGUAACGCAGCUUUCAGCCCACGCGCAGCCAGCGAGGGAGCCCUCCUCGAAUCUGUGGAGUUGUGGGUAUUUGGAGAUGUCUCUGUGGAUGGGGACGUUGUUUCUGACACCACUCGCUGCUUGCUGUUCGGCUCGAGCAAUAUGUGCAGUGCAAGACAGGAAGACGCACCGUGGUUUCUCGAUACGGGGAUUGGUGCUCCACCUCCGUCUGCUGUUCUUGGUAAUGCGCGCUGUGGGCAAGGAGUCUUCGGCGAGGCAUUGACAGCUCCCGAAGAGGGAGAGGGCGGCACCUUGCGAACAUCGUCGGCGAGAACUGGGCGACUAAACGCCAUUCUCUAA
Cercospora beticola is the source of this 1242-nucleotide messenger RNA. RefSeq lists its product as uncharacterized. Lineage: Eukaryota; Fungi; Ascomycota; Dothideomycetes; Mycosphaerellales; Mycosphaerellaceae. The record is from RefSeq and is a predicted model, not a curated record.